AUGUCCCCCAAGACCCCCUCGGGACCCCUCCGGACCCCCCAGAACUCGCCCGGGCCCCCCAAAAUCCCCCCGGGGUCGCCCGUGUCCCCUGUCCCCGCCGUGGCGCUCCGCUGGCCGUUCCCGCCGGGCGCGCUCCCGGCGCUGUCCGCCGCCUUCCUGCAGGUGGCGCUGGUGAGCGGCGCGGUGCGCGCGCUCGGGCUGUGCCUCCCGCCGCUGGGGGGCGCCUUCGGGGCCCCCGCGCGCGCCGCCGCCCUGGUGGGAUCCUGCCCCCUGGCGGCGCUGCAGCUCGGCGGCCCGCUGGCGGCGGCUCUGAGCGAUCGCUUUGGCCCGAGGGGCGUGGCCAUGGUGGGCGGGGCCAUGGCGGGGGCGGGGCUGUUCCUGGGAGCCUUCGCCACGCGCCUGGAACACCUGUACCUGAGCCUGGGGGGGCUGACAGGCCUGGGCUGGUCCCUGUCCUUCACGCCCGCGCUGGGCGCCGUGUCCCGCUGGUUCCCGCAGCGCCGCACUCUGGCCACGGGGCUGGCCGUGUCCGGCGCCGCCGUGUCCGGCCUGGCGCUGACCCCGCUGGUCCCGCUGGCCCUGGACGCCUACGGCUGGCGCGGCGCCCUGCUCCUCCUGGCCGCCGUCUCCCUGCACCUCGUGGCCGCCGCCGCCCUCCUGCGCCCGCCCCGCUCCGUUCCAGAACCUCCGGAACCUCCAGAACCGCCGGGUGAGCGCCGGGGCCUGCUGCGGCUGCUGCGGCACGGCCCCUUCCUGCGCUACGCCGCCGCCUUCGCCCUGCUGGACGCCGGCUACUACGUGCCCUUCGUGCACGGCGCCGCGCGCGCGCUGGAGCUGGGCCACGACGGCCGGCGCGCCGGCGCCGUGGUGGCCGCCAUGGCGGUGCUGGACGGCGGCGGCCGCGUGGCGGCCGGCUGGCUGGCGGCCCGGCCGGCGGCGGCGCCGCUGCGGCACCUGGCGGCGUGGGCGGCGCUGGCCGGCUCGGCGGCCUGGCUGCUGCCGCUGGGGAGGAGUUUCGGCGCGCUGGCGGCGCUGGCGGCGGCCUACGGGGUCUGCGCCGGCGCCGUGGUGCCGCUGCAGUUCGCCGGCGUGGCCGAGGUGGUCGGGGCCGGCCGGGCCGCGCUGGGCAUCGGGCUCAUGCAGAUGUUCGAGAGCGUGGGGUCGCUGCUGGGGGCGCCGCUGGCUGGCUGGCUCCGCGACGUCACCGGCGACUUCACCGCCUCCUUCCUGGCCGCCGGCGCCUUCCUGGUGGCCUCGAGCCUCCUCAUCCUCACCCUGCCCCCAGCCCCCCCAGAACCGCCCCCCGGUUCCCCCCGAGCCGCUCUAGAACCGCCCGUGUGA
Molecule: messenger RNA, 1341 nt
Organism: Catharus ustulatus (Swainson's thrush)
Lineage: Eukaryota; Metazoa; Chordata; Aves; Passeriformes; Turdidae
Product: monocarboxylate transporter 13-like
Exons: 5
Coding region: 1-1341 (446 amino acids)
Biological process (GO): transmembrane transport; monocarboxylic acid transport
Molecular function (GO): monocarboxylic acid transmembrane transporter activity
Source: RefSeq, a predicted model, not a curated record